This is a messenger RNA of Acanthocheilonema viteae, 1128 nucleotides long. NCBI's taxonomy places the organism in Eukaryota, Metazoa, Nematoda, Chromadorea, Rhabditida, Onchocercidae. The record is from the annotation of a GenBank genome assembly.
AUGACACUCAAAACGGGCAGGAACUCAAUCAUCGGAAACACACUUGCCAACAUCGCGAGACCUCGGGGAAGAAAACCAUCUCGCUUGGUUGAUAAGUGUUGCACAACGACCACAUCGCACGAUGACCAAAGAUUGAAGGCCAACGUACCUCUUAAAGCACAAUAUUUACCGGUAGAUGAAUUUACUUUGGGUGGUGACUGCUUAUUGAAAGAGUGCCCGGAGGGAGGGGAAUCCAGACGUUAUGCAAAGAUGAGAUUGUGUCCAUUAUGCGGACCGAAGCUAUCGGCUUUUUGCAUGAUAAUGUCAGUUUGGGGUGUUCUCUUUCUUGGUCUGCUUGGAGUGUUUUUUUAUGUUCAGGCGGUAAAUUUAUUCCCGGAUCUUCACUUCGAACAGGAAGAACCAGUAGAAGGGAUCGUUUUGCCGCUGACAACUGCCGUUAUUGAGGAUAAGUAUGCGGAAAAAGCAACGCAGUGCUGGGUAGCUGCUGGUUUAAAAGCAUCUGAUAUGGUUGGUGAUUGGAUUGUGGUCAAAAAAUUGGGUAGAGGUGGUUGCGGAGCUGUAUUUGAAGUAUGUACAAAACAUGGGAAUGAAACAAAACAUCUAGCGAUGAAAGUAGAAUCGCGCGAUUUGGAUCACAAUGAUCAAUUACUUCGAGCAGAAGCUGGAAUUUUGAAACGUAUGCAGUAUUCCAAACAUGUCCCCAUUUUUGUCGCAGCAGGUCGUACAGCAAUGUUUAAUUUCCUGCUUAUGGAAUUGCUCGGGAAAUCACUCAGCGAAUUACAUAAAGUAGCACCGCAUCACCAAUUUACAAUGGCUACAGUUUUAAAAAUUGCUCUUCAAGCACUUAAUGCUCUUCGUGACCUCCACAGCAUUUACUUUAUACACCGCGAUGUAAAGCCAGGAAAUUUUGCAAGCGGUUUGAAAAAUGUUAAUAUAUUAUAUAUCCUGGAUUUCGGCUUAUCACGACAAUUUGCUACAUACGAUGCGACAACGAAAGCACUUAAAUUACGCAAGCCACGUGCACGUGCAUCAUUUCGUGGUACCGUCGCAUACUGCAGCGUUAAUGUACAUAAACAUUUGGAACAAGGACGUCACGAUGAUUUAUGGUAUCUGAGAAAAAAUUAUUGA